GAGGCUCCAUAACGCACACAAAGGCUGAAAACGGGCGAACGGCCCAUGCGAUGCUCCACUACCUAAUAUCAAAGCAAGCUUUCACAUAGGGGAAAAAAAAAUCAAAGAAAGAAAAUAACUUCGGCAUAGCUCGAAAAAAAUCCCACAAAAAUAUAACCAAUCAACAGAGACAGUGGUCCAGUUCUGUGAUUAGGCCACAGUUUGAUGUGAUUAUGAUGUAAUAAUGGCAAGAAAUGUCUAUCAUUAUUAUUAUUAUUAUUAUUAUUGUUAUUGUUAUUAUUUUAGGUUGUUGUUACAGCUGAUAAUAAGCGGUUGAUUAUUUUCUCAGCGCUACUGGAUUUCAUAUAUUUGUGCAAAGUUCCCUUCAUUUUUUUAAUUAGCCAGGGAAGAUAUAGCACUUAUUACUGAUGCGCAUGCUCGUUAUAUAUUGUGUUACAGCGUCAUUAUAUGUCAUUAUAUGUAUUAUAUGUAUGUGUCAAAAUCCAUUUCACAGACAUUUCACUUAUAAAUUUUUUCACACUUGAGUCUGUGUCUCAGCCUACAGCAUUCCUCAGUAAUUCCAGGAUCUUUCUUUCUGUCUGUCUGUCUUUCUGUCUUUCUUUCUUGCUCGCUCUCUCCCCGCUGCUUUGACAUUUUAGCGUCUUUCCCCGUCCUGCUCUGGCUCUUCGCUCUGGCUGCGCGCGUUUGGAGGCGGACCGGCUUUAGUUUCCACUCGGCACCAAUCGCGUCCUGGCGGCAGUAAAUAGGCUGAGGAGUGACGCGGCCACUAAGGGGAGGGCGUAUUCCCUCACUUCUACCUCAGUUUAGGGUUCUCCUCAGCGCUGGGGAUCUGAAUGGCACACUGUUCACACUGUGACAUCUCAGACAGAUUCCCUUGGAUAUUUUCCUCAGCUAUUGUCUCUCAUUCUAUCAUUGCGUUCAUAUUUUCGGGGUGUCGAAGCAACUUUGCGUGCGCAGUAGGCUCCAGAGCGAGAGGAUCCUCCUAUUGCAGUUCGCCAUAACGCGGCAGGGAUACAAACUUUGUGCUAAAGGCGCGUCUAAGCUCCAGCAGCACUAAUUAACAGGUCCUGAGCCACAGGAGAGGCGCUUCUCAGCGGGAAAAGAGUCUCAGAGCUCAAGUAUGUUGGACGGUAUCAAAAUUGAAGACCAUCCGCUCCGGACGGGACCAGCCACUCUGGGAGUUAUGCUAGGUAAGCCUUCGCAGGCUGCUGCAUGGAAACUAAACACGGCUGUGAAACGCUCGGAGUGCCAUCAGCAGGCGGUGUGUGAGGGUUGCCAGCGGCCCAUAGCCGACCGCUUCCUGAUGCGCGUCAACGAGUCCUCGUGGCACGAAGAGUGUUUGCAGUGCGCCGUGUGUCAGCAGCCGCUCACCACCAGCUGCUACUUCCGAGACAGAAAACUCUACUGCAAACAUGACUACCAACAGUCUGGAAAUCAAGAGGCACUACUGAAAAUACGAUUAUUUGCUACUAAAUGCAGUGGAUGCCUGGAGAAGAUAGCACCCACAGAGUUUGUGAUGCGGGCGUUAGAGUGCGUGUACCACCUCAACUGCUUCUGCUGUUGUGUGUGCGACCGACAGCUGCGCAAAGGCGACGAGUUUGUACUGAAAGACGGCCAGCUGCUGUGCAAGAGUGACUAUGAAAAGGAGAAAGAUCUGCUUGGAUCCGUCAGCCCUGAUGACUCUGAUUCAGAGAAGAGCGAGGAUGAGGAGCUGGAUAUCAAGCCGGAGAAGUGCUCUGGAGGCCCGGGCAAAGGGGAUGAUGGGAAGGAUCCAAGGAGACCCAAACGACCACGUACCAUCCUCACCACACAGCAGAGACGGGCCUUCAAGGCUUCGUUUGAGGUGUCCUCCAAGCCCUGCCGGAAGGUGAGAGAAACCCUGGCUGCUGAAACAGGCCUGAGUGUACGUGUGGUUCAAGUGUGGUUCCAGAACCAGAGAGCCAAGAUGAAGAAGUUGGCCCGAAGACAGCAGCAGCAACAGGAGCAGCAGAACUCCCAAAGGCUGGGCCAAGAGGUGAUGUCUAAUAGGAUGGAGAACAUGAUGAACUCCUACACACCAUUGGCCUCUGCACAGCAGCAGAUGGUUGCCAUGGAAAACGGCUACACCGCUGAUGCCUUCCAGCAGGGCCUCACCCCACCUCAGAUGCCUGGUGACCACAUGAACCCAUACGGAAAUGACUCCAUAUUCCAUGACAUCGACAGCGACACCUCCUUGACCAGCCUUAGCGACUGCUUCAUGGCUUCUUCAGAAGCAGGCUCACUGCAGGCACGUGUGGGAAACCCCAUUGACCGACUUUACUCCAUGCAGAGCUCUUAUUUUGCAUCAUGAAAGCCAGCAUGGACAGGGACAACCAAAUGUGGGUUCACUUACUGCAACCCACUGCUCCCUUUAUUACAUGCCUCGGAACCAAGACCUCUCAGCAAAGACCUCUACUAUGGAUAAAGGGCCAAAAAAAAAGCCCAGAAUAUGAAAAUCAUAGAACUUGAAAACAAGCGUCCUUGAUAUUCAGUAGUGAAAAAUGCAGCUCAGGACACCUGGUUUUCUGAGGCUGACAGACUUUUUCUAGAUAUGUUUGUACAAUACUUUCACAGAAGUAGCACGAAUUGUCAACAUCCACCUAUGGUAGAAAAGAUGUACAGUUAAAAGCCCUGAAGCCACAAACCUCAGUCCACAGCAUCCUGCCAAGGAAGGCUGAAGAUCAACACAUAAAUCUCACAAUGCAUGAAGUCAUAUUCUUUGUGAACAUGGCAUUGAAAAAGAAAAUCUUUAGAAAAUAGCUGAAAAAAUCUUGUGUUGUUGAGAUGUUUAAAUGUGAUGUUUGGACUCUCAUAUUUUUUCGUUAUGUUCAGCAUUGCAUUUUUAUCACUUUAAUAGGUUUAGCUAUGAAAGUGGAGUUAGAAUUUUAGAGGGAGGAGGAAUGUAUAGUGUAAGUGUACAUGCUUGUAUGGGGGUAUGUGUGUGCGCGUGUGUGCGUGUGCGUGUAUGAAUGUGUGAGCGUUUGAUGUAGUCACCUCUCUGUAUGUGUGUUGUGCUUCAGCGUGUUAUAGUUUGAAAGACAGUAAGAGACAGAAAGCAAAAGCUCUAUCCUUGUGUAAAUAUAUGUUUCCCGAACAAAUCAGCUGUGCAUGUUCAAAUGGAGAACAUUCUAUUUAUUUAACUAAACCAUGCUCUUGAAGGUACUUAAGUAACUGAAAAGCUUUAUUUAAAAAGGAGAAAACCACAUCAAGUAGUACAAGCGUUAUUAUCACAGCUCACAUGUAUAUCAUUUAAUAAUUAAAUAUAUCCCCUUUUUCAGCUUAGAUGUACAUCAGCAAAUGUGUGCUAUUUAUUUGUUAUAAGCCCAGAACCAGGGCUUCUCAACCAGUCCUGGGGACCCACUGACCUGGUGUGAGGAUUUCCUAACUGUGAUUCAGCUGAUUAUUAAGCCCUUCAUCAGCUGGAUCAGGUGUAUUGGCAGCGAGGAAAUGUUGGAACGCUGUGCAGUUCAGUUGGUUCCCAAAAUGGAAGCUGAGAAACCUUGCCCAUAAACAUUGACGAAAUGCAUUUCCAAAUGUGAACACUGCUAAAUUACCAAAGUUUGUUGGUAUAACGAAUAAACUCUGUUUCUCCUGA
Molecule: messenger RNA, 3613 nt
Organism: Pangasianodon hypophthalmus (striped catfish)
Lineage: Eukaryota; Metazoa; Chordata; Actinopteri; Siluriformes; Pangasiidae
Gene: lmx1bb
Product: LIM homeobox transcription factor 1, beta b
Exons: 10
Coding region: 1121-2329 (402 amino acids)
Biological process (GO): regulation of transcription by RNA polymerase II; neuron differentiation
Cellular component (GO): nucleus
Molecular function (GO): RNA polymerase II transcription regulatory region sequence-specific DNA binding; DNA-binding transcription factor activity, RNA polymerase II-specific
Source: RefSeq, a predicted model, not a curated record